AUGAUGGUUGGAUAUACGAAGGAAAAUAGCAGCCUUGUGGUGAUUGGGCUGAGUGUGCAUACUACACCAGUGGAGUUGCGUGAGAAACUUGCUAUACCAGAAGCUGAAUGGCCAAGAGCCAUUGGUGAGCUUUGUGGUUUGAAUCAUAUUGAAGAAGCAGUUGUUCUUAGUACGUGUAACAGAAUGACAAGUGGCAUACCUGCAUCAGAGCUUUCACAGUAUCUAUUUCUGCUAUACAACAAAGAUGCAACCCAACACCUUUUUGAAGUAUCAGCAGGACUUGAUUCUCUUGUAAUGGGAGAAGGUCAGAUCCUUGCACAAGUCAAGCAAGUUGUGAAAGCAGGACAAGGAGUUAAUGGAUUUGGAAGAAACAUCAGUGGAUUAUUCAAGCACGCAAUCACCGUCGGCAAAAGAGUCCGAACCGAAACCAACAUUUUGGCCGGAGCAGUUUCUGUGAGCUCGGCUGCGGUCGAGUUGGCAGUGAUGAAGUUACAUGAUCAAGCCUCACAUGGAAAUGCAAGAAUGCUAGUUAUUGGAGCUGGCAAAAUGGGGAAGCUUGUGAUCAAGCAUUUGGUUGCAAAAGGGUGUAAAAAGAUGCUAGUAGUUAAUCGAACCGAAGAGAGAGUAUUUGCGAUCCGCGAUGAAAUAAACGAUGUCGAGAUAAUCUACAAACCACUUUCUGAUAUGCUCGAAUGCGUAGGCGAAGCGGAUGUAGUUUUCACAAGUACGGCAUCAGAGAAUCCUUUGAUUUUAAAACAACAUGUUAAGGAACUUCCUUUCGCAAGCGAAGAAAUGGGACGAAAGCGCCUCUUCGUCGAUAUUUCUGUUCCGAGGAACGUAGGUUCGUGCGUCGAUGACCUCGAAUCAGUCAAAGUUUACAAUGUCAACAACCUUAAAGAGGUAGUGGCUGCUAACAAAGAGGACAGACUAAGAAAAGCAAUGGAAGCACAAGUGAUCAUCGGCGAAGAAUCGGGCCAAUUCGAAGCAUGGAGAGACUCGUUAGAAACUGUUCCUACUAUCAAGAAACUGAGAGCUUAUGCUGAAAGGUUAAGGAUUGCUGAGGUUGAGAAAUGUUUAGGUAAAAUGAGUGAUGAGGAUAUAAAUAAGAAGACACAAAAAGCAGUGGAUGAUCUUGGUAGAGGUAUAGUGAAUAAAAUGCUUCAUGGUCCAAUGCAACAUUUGAGAUGUGAUGGGAGUGAUAGUAGGACUUUGAGUGAAACACUUGAGAAUAUGCAUGCUUUGAAUAGAAUGUUUGGUCUUGAAACUGAGGUUUCUGUUUUGGAGCAGAAGAUUAGAGCUAAAGUGGAGCAAAAACCAUAG
Molecule: messenger RNA, 1320 nt
Organism: Vicia faba (fava bean)
Lineage: Eukaryota; Viridiplantae; Streptophyta; Magnoliopsida; Fabales; Fabaceae
Source: the annotation of a GenBank genome assembly